AGAGAGUAUUCCAGACACACACACCCACACAAAAAAGGUUCAUAAAUGUCUAAAGUGCUUGUCUUUGCAUGUUUGCUUGUGCUCUUCACCGCCACCUCGCCGGCGGUGAGGGGUAAAUAUUACUCCAACAGCCACACAGUUGAUGUGCCGGCCACCAUACAGAAAACCCAUCUCCACUUCUUCAUGCAUGACAUCCUUUCAGGCAACAAUCCUUCCGCCGUUCUUGUAGCAAAACCUAACGGCACGGUGGUCCAAGAAGGUAAUCUCCUCCCAUUUGGGGCGGUUUAUGUAAUCGAUGACUGGCUCACUGUGGGACCAGACCCGAAAUCCAAGAUUAUUGGAAAUGCACGUGGAAUGUACGCUUCAAGCAGCCGUGGGUCAGACUUGACCUUGUUGUUAAGUGCUGAUUUUGAGUUUACGAGUGGUGUAUUUAAUGGGAGUUCUGUAAGUGUGUUUUCAAGGGAUCCGCUGGUGGUGGCAAAGGAGGUGGCGGUGGUCGGUGGCAGAGGAAAGUUCAGGAUGGCUAAAGGGUUUAUCUUGCUUAAUGCCGUUUACUUUAACACUACAAAUGGGGAUGCCAUUCUUGAAUGCCAUGCCACCAUUUUUCAUUAACAAAUUAAAGAAAGAAAUAAGAGCUAGUAGGCCAGGUUAUGAAAACCCUA
This is a messenger RNA of Lactuca sativa (garden lettuce), 662 nucleotides long. RefSeq names its product dirigent protein 4. NCBI's taxonomy places the organism in Eukaryota, Viridiplantae, Streptophyta, Magnoliopsida, Asterales, Asteraceae. The record is from RefSeq and is a predicted model, not a curated record.